AUGCCUUCCGACGCGGCGAAGAGGAGGAAGGAGGAGCGCGCGGCCAAACGCGCGGCGAAAGGGUUCACCGUGUCGAAGCCGAAGCCGGGAUGCGAGUGCUGCGACGACGUCGGCCACCCGGCGGAGGCGACGCCGUCCUCGGGUCCCGGCUCGGCGGACGCCGCAGUCGCGGCCGCCGCUGAGGAGGUCACCGUGCGCUUUCCCCCGUCUCUGACGAGCAGACAGCGCGCGGUGCUCCACGCGGUUGCCGAGCGGCACGGCGUCCCGCACUCCAGCUCAGGCGACGGCGAAGCCCGGCGGAUAACUCUCGGGCGAGGCGCCGAGGUCGUGGACGUCGACGCCGUCGGGACCGACGUCGCGACAGCGGACGAAGCAAUCUGCGAGCUGCUCGAGACGCACCUCGGGCUCUCCAGGGACGACGCCAGGCGCGCGUUCGACGCGCCGCCACCGACGACAAAGACCGCGCGAGGGACCGCCGAACCGAAGCGAGGCACCGCGCCCGCGGUCAAGGGCGCGGACGUCACCGUCGAGGCGUUCGUCAGUCGGACCCGCGCGCUGUUGGAACUCGAGCGAGCCGCCGAGGUUGAGCAGAGCGAAGCCGUGUUGAAGGGCAUGAGUGCGGAGACGGCGCAGCGCAGAGGUCGCGCCCUGUUGGGGUUACGGUGCGUGGAUCUGAGAGGCGGGUUGUUGGGCAAGACGGUGGUGACGCUCGAGCUGGCGAGCAGGAAGACGACACAAACGCCGCCGCUGCCGCCGCACAAGCUCUCGCCCCACGACGUCGUGUGCGUUCGCCCGGGGAAGGGCGAUACCUGCGGCGAACCCCUGUGUACGGGCGUGGUGUACAGGGUACGUGACACCGCCGUCGAGAUCGCGGUGGACGACCUACCGGAGCGAUCGUUGGAGGGGAACCUGAAGGUGGAGAGACUGGCCAACGAGACGUCGCACCGGCGACUGGUUCAGGCGCUGGACAGGGUCGGGCGAGCGCCGUGCUCGGCGGGGGAUCCGGGCGGGAACGUUGGGGUGGGCGCCGCACUCGUCGACGUCAUGUUCGGCAACAUCCCGCCGCGGUUUCACGCCGCGGCGGGGGCGUUACAUAAAACGGUCAAUCCCGGGCUGGAUGCUUCGCAAAUCGACGCGGUGGCUCACGCCCUCGGCGCCGCCGACGUCGCGUUGAUCCACGGUCCCCCGGGGACUGGUAAGACCACAGCUGUGGUGGAGUACGUGACCCAGGAGGUGGCGCGCGGGUCACGGGUGUUGUGCUGCGCCGCGUCGAACGUGGCGGUGGAUAACCUGGUGGAGCGGCUGAUGCGCUCGCGGGGCGACGCGUUGAGCAAACUGGGUUCCGGGGCGCAGGCGAAAAUCGUGAGAAUCGGGCACCCCGCGAGGCUUUUGGAGUCGGUGCUCGACGCCAGCCUCGAGGCUCAGGUGCUAAAAUCGGACAACUCCGCUUUGGCGAGGGACUGCGAGAAGGAGUGCAGGGAGCUCCGCCGUGUGCUGCUCAAACUCGACCCGAGGAAGGACCGAACAGCGAGAAACGACGCGAGGCGCGAGCUUCGAAGACUGGCAAAGGAGGAGAAGGCGCGCCAGCGAAAGGCUGUCGACGAGGUCAUCGGUGGAAGCAACGCGCUCUGUCGAACUCGCUGA
Messenger RNA from Micromonas commoda, 1644 nucleotides. RefSeq lists its product with no specific name. Gene Ontology annotation, molecular function: 5'-3' DNA helicase activity; RNA binding. The coding region runs from base 1 to 1644 and encodes 547 amino acids. The transcript is spliced from 2 exons. NCBI's taxonomy places the organism in Eukaryota, Viridiplantae, Chlorophyta, Mamiellophyceae, Mamiellales, Mamiellaceae. The record is from RefSeq and is a predicted model, not a curated record.